Molecule: messenger RNA, 950 nt
Organism: Bolinopsis microptera
Lineage: Eukaryota; Metazoa; Ctenophora; Tentaculata; Lobata; Bolinopsidae
Product: furin-like protease 2
Exons: 7
Coding region: 1-915 (304 amino acids)
Source: RefSeq, a predicted model, not a curated record
AUGGCUAGAAUCCCAUGUGAUGGUGGAUUCUACCUAUCAUCUGAAGGCCAAGGUUGUAAACCCUGUAGAAAAGGAACAUAUAGUAGCGGAGGUUAUAGCGGUGAUUCCUUCAAAACAGAUUGUCGCCCAUGUCCUAACGGUAAAACUGUAGCAGCAGGGGAAGGCACGGAACAGUCUGAUUGUUUGGCUUGUACCGCUGGAAAGUACAUGACUGACAGUGAAUGUCAACAAUGCGGAGCUAACAGUUACAGCAACGACGGAGCAGUUGGAAUUGACUCUUGUACUGGAUGUCCCGAUAGCAAAACAUCGCCAGCUGGUUCUACAUCAGAGGAUGCUUGCACAUAUGUUUCCUGUACUGCUGGAGACUACAUGACUACCAGUGGAUGUGUAAAAUGUGGAGCAGACAAAACAUCAAAAGAUGGGUCUAAAUCAGAGGCUGAUUGCACAUACGUUCCCUGUACUGCUGGAUACUACAUGACUGACAAUGGAUGUCAACAAUGCGGAGACAAUCAGUACAGUGGUGCCGAAGCUGCUUCUUGUACUGAUUGUCCAGAAGAUAAAAUAUCAGCGGCUGGGUCUACAUCAGAAGAUGACUGCAGAUACGCUCCCUGUACGGCUGGAAAAUACAUGACUGACAGUGGAUGUGAACAAUGUCCCUACUACAAAACAUCAGUAGCUGGGUCUAAAUCUGUUGAUCACUGCGAAUACGAAGUAACACUGGACUGCAAACCUGCCUCCCAAAAAGUAGGAAGACCAGCCACACUCACAGCGGAACUCAACAAAGCAACAACCUGGGACACGAUAACCUGGAAGGUGGGAAAACUCAAUCACGUGACCUGCAAUAGUGACUGUGAGGAAGUGGAUCUGAAGUUACUACACCAGACAGAGAAGGUAACGGGAAGCAGGAAUGUUUGACUACACUGUGGAGAUGGAGAAGAAGGGGUCUACAG